This is a messenger RNA of Cyphomyrmex costatus, 2033 nucleotides long. It is a transcript of the gene blw, whose product is annotated as ATP synthase subunit alpha blw, mitochondrial. The record is from RefSeq and is a predicted model, not a curated record. Lineage: Eukaryota; Metazoa; Arthropoda; Insecta; Hymenoptera; Formicidae. Gene Ontology annotation, biological process: proton transmembrane transport; proton motive force-driven ATP synthesis. Gene Ontology annotation, molecular function: ADP binding; proton-transporting ATP synthase activity, rotational mechanism; ATP binding. The transcript is spliced from 8 exons. The coding region runs from base 126 to 1772 and encodes 548 amino acids.
GGACGGGGAGGAAGGUUGGCUGAGGUUCUUCUCAUCCGACUAAACCGACGUCGACCGAUCGUCUAUUCGUCUUUACCUCACGUUAAUUGGUAGUUAAUAGCUGUUCGUAGCCUGGCCGCUGGAAAAUGGCACUCUUAUCUUUACGUUUAGCCUCAUCCUUGGCCAGGCACUUGCCGAAUACCACAGGCCAGAUUAAUUGGUCUGUGACAACUAUUGCUUCCCGCAAGUAUCAUGUCUCGUGCAAUCGCCGUUCAGCAGAAAUUUCUGCUAUCUUGGAAGAACGCAUCCUUGGAUCAGCACCAAAGGCGAAUCUUGAAGAGACUGGUAGGGUACUCAGUAUUGGAGAUGGUAUUGCACGUGUAUAUGGAUUGAAGAACAUUCAAGCCGAUGAGAUGGUAGAAUUUAGCUCAGGUUUAAAGGGUAUGGCACUGAAUUUGGAACCUGACAAUGUGGGUGUUGUCGUAUUCGGUAAUGACAGGCACAUUAAGGAGGGUGAUAUUGUCAAACGUACUGGUGCUAUCGUCGACGUUCCUGUUGGUGAACAAUUAUUGGGUCGUGUCGUCGAUGCCUUGGGUAAUCCUAUCGAUGGCAAGGGGCCUUUAAACAACAAAUUAAGAUUCCGAAUUGGAACAAAAGCCCCAGGCAUUAUUCCUAGAGUGUCAGUCAGAGAACCUAUGCAAACUGGAAUUAAAGCUGUAGAUUCUUUAGUACCUAUUGGUCGUGGUCAACGUGAAUUGAUCAUUGGAGACAGGCAAACUGGAAAAACUGCUCUUGCCAUUGAUACUAUCAUCAAUCAAAAACGUUUCAAUGACGGUGGAGAAGAGAAAAAGAAAUUAUACUGCAUUUAUGUUGCUAUUGGCCAAAAGAGAUCUACUGUUGCACAAAUUGUAAAACGUUUAACAGAUAGCGGUGCUAUCAAUUAUACUAUUAUUGUAUCUGCCACUGCCUCUGAUGCAGCUCCUCUUCAGUACUUGGCUCCAUACUCUGGAUGUGCUAUGGGAGAAUUCUUUAGAGAUAAUGGAAAGCAUGCUUUGAUCAUUUAUGACGAUUUAUCUAAGCAAGCUGUUGCCUAUCGGCAAAUGUCUUUGUUGCUUAGAAGACCACCGGGUCGUGAGGCCUAUCCUGGCGAUGUAUUCUAUCUUCAUUCUCGUUUGCUUGAAAGAGCUGCCAAAAUGAAUGAAAAUUUAGGUGGUGGAUCGUUGACUGCUUUACCUGUAAUUGAAACACAAGCCGGUGAUGUAUCUGCUUACAUCCCUACCAAUGUAAUUUCUAUUACCGAUGGUCAAAUCUUCUUGGAAACCGAAUUGUUUUACAAAGGUAUCCGACCUGCUAUCAACGUCGGUUUAUCUGUAUCACGUGUCGGAUCUGCUGCUCAAACUAAGGCCAUGAAACAGGUUGCCGGUUCUAUGAAAUUAGAAUUGGCUCAGUAUCGUGAAGUAGCGGCUUUCGCUCAGUUUGGUUCAGAUUUGGACGCUGCAACUCAGCAAUUGUUGAACCGCGGCGUACGGUUAACGGAACUCCUCAAACAGGGACAAUAUGUACCUAUGGCUAUUGAAGAACAAGUAGCAGUCAUAUAUUGUGGCGUACGUGGUUAUCUUGACAAAAUGGACCCAUCAAAGAUCACUAGUUUUGAAAAAGAAUUUCUUGCACACAUCAGAGCCACUCAACAAGAUCUUCUUGCUACCAUCGCGAAAGAAAAUGUAAUUAGUGAAGCAUCAGAUGCGAAACUGAAGAAAGUAGUCACAGAUUUCCUCUCAUCCUUCUCGUCGUAGGGCGUGAUCAUCGAAUGUCAUUUUAAUGCGAGUCAACAUAGAUAAUUGAAGAACAUAAGAUGUUCUUAAAAUUCUGCUGCUGGUGUGCGUUAAUGUACCGAUAUUACGCAUCACCCUACAAUGUUAUUAUAUAAUUAUGUAUAAUAUCUGUACAUUAAAAAUAUUAUUGCAGCAAUUCCAUAAGACCUGUAAACUCGAUAGCCAUCUACAGUAUAUUGAUAUACAAAAAAAACGAUCUUUAAUAAAAAUUAAAACCUACAA